CAACAUUGGUGGACUGGACUAAAUUCUUUUGUUUGUGCUGCAGAAGCUAUUGAGCCUAGCUUUACUAACUUUACUAGCUUGUCUUGUUGUGUUGGGUUUGAAUACAGUGCGCAAGAUUUAUGAACAUGAUCAAAGUCUUCUCUGUUUUUAAUGUAUCUCUGUGGCAGAAUUACAGUGCCACAUACUGGUCUGGCAUGUAUACUACAUUAUUUUGAGUUGUUUUCAGUGGUUUCUUGUAUACGCAGAUGUUUCUUGAGACAACGACAUGUUUACGGAAUAACAAGAGAAAAAAAAGAUUGGCUUUUUGUGGAUGAGCCCUAAGUAGAUCAUCUUCAGAUCCAGCACUUUCAGGUCUGAUGCUGCCUCCUCACCUAAUUUGAAACAACAAUGCAACAAAUAAUAAAAUAUAAUCUGGAUAAAUCUGUUCUAACCAGUCAUUACAAGUGACAUGACAAAGAAACAUUAUCUAAAGUUUGCCUACUCACGCGCCAUGUUCGGAGCGCACGCAGAGAGUCUUACGGACAACACCGAACCAAGCUCUUCUUUGCGUCCUCCUGCACCUAAACGAACAAUUACAAAUCGCAGUUUAAACAUGCAAACAGAAAAAUAUGUGAAAGAGCCCAAAUUCAGCACCAGAGGUGUGUGCAAUUCAUUCAGCUGCCCACUCUCCGUAAGAAGAAAACUAGUAUCGUUCCACAUUGUCUCUGCCAAUAUCCUACUUUCCAACGUAUAUACUCCCCUGCAUCUCUCCCACUGCCACUGGCAUUACCUGCUUCAAUAAAUCUGCAGUCAACUAACCUUCUGUUCCCGAGUCCGUUUUGUUUCAAUGAUAAUUUGCUUGCGAAUGGCAUUUCUUCUCUGAUGACGUCAGUUCGACGGCUCGGGGCAGAAUUUGCUUUGUAUUUGAGUGAACGAUGAGAGAAGAACCGCAAAAAUCAAAACCUCGCCCUCUACUGAAUAUUCCGUUUCUGUUGGAAAUAUGUCACUAUACUUAAAUAAAGUCGGCCGUCGUUCUGGUAUGUGGGCAGAGGAAAAAAUGGUUGUGUGGACCGCGGAGCUGACAUAGAAAACAAUUUCUAUGUGGGUGUCUUUUUGAAUUUGAAAGGACAAAUACAAACAAAAAUAUCCUAUAUCAAAAUAUCCUUGUGAACACAGUCGUUAAGUCUCGUUGAUUUUAUUUUCCAUGCUGCAAAGUUGUGUGAUUUUAAAUGAAAUAUUUCACUAAUAAUUCGCUCACUUUUCUCCUCUAAUCCUCACUCACAAUGAAUGUUGAUGCUGAUCUAAUACUAUGCAAGUCUAUAAUAAAAAUCAUUAUAUUUAUUUGUGCAGAUCGGCUUUCUGUAUUAAAAGAAAGGGAAAAAAAACGCGCACAGAUGCCCUGCGUUUUCUCCCCGUAUUAUUUCCCUCCUCUCGCCGCGUCACUCUCCAGUCCAGCGGGUGGCGCUAAAACACACACGUUUGUUUGACAAACACCAUUAAACCCCAGAGGAAGAAGUUUAGCUUCACCGCGCUCUCUGUUGUUUUGUUGUGAUGCUGGUUUAAUUAUAAGCAUCGUUUCUGUAAAUAGAAAAAUACAGUUUUUGAAUCAGGCCAGUAACGUAAAUACCUCUAAUAUCCUCACAGUCGUGACAGAUUUGAAGCAAGCAAGAAUAUCUAGAGGAGUAUCAUCUGAACUGAGAUAUGCUGCUGUGAAGAUGGUGUUUGUUAAAGAGGAAAGUGAAGAGAACACGAGUGAACCAGAAACCUGGAGAAUAAAACACGAGGAACCAGAAACCUGCAGAAUAAAACACGAGGAACCAGAAACCUGGAGAAUAAAACACGAGGAACCAGAAACCUGGAGAAUAAAACACGAGGAACCAGAAACCAGGAGAAUAAAACACGAGGAACCAGAAACCUGGAGAAUAAAACACGAGGAACCAGAAACCUGGAGAAUAAAACACGAGGAACCAGAAACCAGGAGAAUAAAACACGAGGAACCAGAAAGCUGGAAAAUAAAACACGAGGAGCCAGAAAGCUGGGAAAUAAAACAUGAGGAACAAAGAGAGCCGACUGAAGAAAAAGAGGAGAAUGAAGAAUCAAGUGAAGUUGAAGAGAAACGUCAUGUCAAAACUGGAGUAAAACCUUUGAGUUGCUCUCAAAACAAACAAAAAGAUUUAAAGAAAAGAAGAGCCAAGACAUCUUUCACAUGCAUUCAGUGUGAAAAGUGUUUCACACAUAAAUAUGGUCUUGAGCGUCACAUGAGAGUUCAUACAGGAGAGACGCUAUUCACUUGUGAUCCAUGUGGGAGGAGUUUUACACAAUCAGCACACCUUAAGAAACACAUGAACAUCCACACUGGAGAGAAGCAGCACGCAUGUGAUCAAUGUGGUAAAAUGUUUUUAUGGGCUUCAGUUCUGAAGAAACACUUGAAAGUUCAUUCAAAGGAGAAGCCACAAUUAUGUAAUUUGUAUGGUAAUAGUUGUUUGCGUCUAAAAAAUUUGAAAGAACAUCGGAAAAUACAUACUGCUGUGAAAGAGUACAUGUGCUUUGAGUGUGAAAAGACUUUUACUACAGCGAGCAGUUUAAAACUGCAUGAAAGGAUUCACACUGGAGAAAAACCUUUUAAGUGUUCACACUGUGACAAGAGAUUCAGUCAGUCAGUACAUCAGAAAACACAUGAGAGGAUUCACACUGGAGAGAAACCUUAUAAGUGUUCACACUGCAAUAAGAGAUUCAAUAGAUCAGGAGACCUGAAAACACAUGAGAGGAUUCACACUGGAGAGAAACCUUAUAAGUGUUCACACUGUGACCAGAGAUUCAAUCAUUCAACACAUUUGAAAACACAUGAGAUGAUCCACACUGGAGAGAAACCUUAUGAGUGUUCACACUGCAAUAAGAGAUUCAAUAGAUCAGGAGACCUGAAAACACACGAGAGGAUCCACACUGGAGAGAAACCUUAUAAGUGUUCACGCUGUGACAAGAGAUUCAAUCAGUCACCAAAUCUGAAAACACACGAGAGGAUCCACACUGGAGAGAAACCGUAUAAGUGUUCACACUGUGACAAGAAAUUCAAUCGGUCAACACAUCUGAAAAAACAUGAGAGGAUCCACACUGGAGAGAAACCAUAUCACUGCACUACAAGUGGGAAGCAUUUCAUUCAGUCAUCUGAUUUACACAGUUAUGCAAAAAAACAAUAACAGUAAGGCCCCAUCCACAUGGAGACACAUUUAGCUUUAUACAUAGAUAUUUUGUAUCAUAAUGCCAUUUUCCAGAUGGUUCCAGUGUUUUCGGUGCCUGAAACCACUUUUUUUUUUUUAAACCGGGUCCCAGAGUGGAUAAAUCUGAAAAUGAGACCUUUGCGUUUUGUGUAUACAGCCAAUCCAUAUAUUUUGUGAAACAAUGAUUUCAUCACCUGACAAAUCGACCCUAGUCAGACACCGCUACGUCACAUAACAACAACAGUGGUGGACUGGACUAAAUUCUUUUGUUUGUGCUGCAGAAGCUAUUGAGCCUAGCUUUACUAACUUUACUAGCUUGUCUUGUUGUGUUGGGUUUGAAUACAGCGCGCAAGAUUUAUGAACAUGAUCAAAGUCUUCUCUGUUUUUAAUGUAUCUCUGUGGCAGAAUUACAGUGUCACAUACUGGUCUGGCAUGUAUACUACAUUAUUUUGAGUUGUUUUCAGUGGUUUCUUGUAUACGCAGAUGUUUCUUGAGACAACGACAUAAAGUUUGCCUACUCACGGCGCCGUGUUCGGUGCGCACGCAGAGAGUCUUACGGACAACACCAAACCAAGCUCUUCUUUGCGUCCUCCUGCACCUAAACGAACAAUUACAAAUCGCAGUUUAAACAUGCAAACAGAAAAAUAUGUGAAAGAGCCCAAAUUCAGCACCCAUGCACGUGUUCUGUGCACACAGGGCACAUGCAGAGAGAUGCGUCUCAAAGCUCUUGAAAGCUGAAUUUGCCUCUUCUUGCUCUCUUGUACUAACAAAUACAUACAAAAUUAUGUAAAAAUAUCCGUCUUGGAGAGUACCCUCAAAAAAAACCUGUUGGUUAUGUCUUAAGUGAAAGUAAACGGUGGAGAAAGAAAUCGGAUGUGUAUCAUUAUAAUGGAUGCAUUGUCUCUUCAAGUCACCGCACCUAAUUUACUAGCUGCUGAAAUGUUAAUUCAAGAAAAUUAAAGAAAAUCACUCACUGCUCUUGACUGAAUUACUUUGUAGUUUUGACAAGAAUUAAUCCACAGUCAAACCAAAAAUUAUCCAGA
Cyprinus carpio (common carp) is the source of this 4240-nucleotide messenger RNA. RefSeq lists its product as uncharacterized. Gene Ontology annotation, biological process: negative regulation of transcription by RNA polymerase II; regulation of immune system process; regulation of cytokine production. The record is from RefSeq and is a predicted model, not a curated record. NCBI's taxonomy places the organism in Eukaryota, Metazoa, Chordata, Actinopteri, Cypriniformes, Cyprinidae.